Messenger RNA from Hypomesus transpacificus, 3070 nucleotides. RefSeq names its product moesin a (gene msna). Gene Ontology annotation, molecular function: actin binding; cell adhesion molecule binding. The coding region runs from base 346 to 2085 and encodes 579 amino acids. The transcript has 14 exons. The record is from RefSeq and is a predicted model, not a curated record. NCBI's taxonomy places the organism in Eukaryota, Metazoa, Chordata, Actinopteri, Osmeriformes, Osmeridae. Gene Ontology annotation, biological process: positive regulation of protein localization to early endosome; positive regulation of early endosome to late endosome transport; regulation of cell shape. Gene Ontology annotation, cellular component: plasma membrane; apical part of cell; microvillus.
GUUUAAACGUUUGACAAAGCCAGCAGCUCAAAUACAGGCGGAGUCUGCUCAAAACUCAGCGUUUACCCUAAAGUCUUCAUUGGCCUGGGUGUGGUUUUCAGUCACAGUAGGCUACCGUUAGCAGGAAAUCAAGCGCUGAACUACUAGUUUCAGGCGAAACAAAGAAAAAGCAAGUACUCGAUUUCCGCAGACUGAAAGUAAAAAUCUGAACAAGUUUAUUGUGCGCAGACGUUUUUUUUUUGUUGCUGCGCGCCUUCUCUAAUGGACAAAAGUUUUUGCUGACUGCAUUGUUGAAAGACUAUUAAUUUCCAAUUCCAACAAUCUGUGAUUAAGACAGAAGACAACAUGCCGAAAACGAUCAGUGUGAGAGUCACCACGAUGGACGCUGAGUUGGAGUUUGCCAUCCAGCCCAACACCACGGGGAAACAGCUGUUUGACCAGGUGGUGAAGACCAUUGGACUGCGCGAGGUGUGGUUCUUCGGGCUGCAGUACCAGGACACCAAGGGCUUUUCCACGUGGCUUAAGCUCAAUAAGAAGGUGACGGCUCAGGACGUGAGGAAGGAGAGCCCACUGCUCUUCAAGUUCCGGGCCAAGUUCUUCCCCGAGGACGUUUCAGAGGAGCUCAUCCAGGAGGCCACACAGAGACUGUUCUUUUUGCAGGUGAAGGAGGGCAUCCUGAAUGACGACAUCUACUGCCCCCCGGAGACGGCUGUGCUGCUAGCCUCCUACGCCGUGCAGGCCAAGUACGCCGACUACAGCCCAGACUCCCACAACCCCGGGUACCUGUCUGGAGACAAGCUGCUCCCCCAGAGAGUCCUGGACCAGCACAAGCUGAACAAGGAGCAGUGGGAGGAACGGAUCCAGGUGUGGCACGAGGAGCACAAGGGCAUGCUCAGGGAGGACUCCAUGAUGGAGUACCUGAAGAUCGCCCAGGACCUGGAGAUGUAUGGGGUCAACUACUUCAGCAUCAAGAACAAGAAGGGCUCUGAGCUGUGGCUGGGAGUGGACGCUCUGGGCCUCAACAUCUACGAGCAGAACGACAAAAUGACCCCUAAAAUCGGCUUCCCUUGGAGCGAAAUCAGAAAUAUUUCCUUUAACGACAAGAAGUUCGUCAUUAAACCCAUCGACAAGAAAGCACCAGAUUUUGUGUUCUACGCUCCAAGACUGCGCAUUAACAAGAGAAUCCUGGCUCUGUGCAUGGGUAACCAUGAGCUGUACAUGCGCCGCCGCAAACCCGACACCAUCGAGGUGCAGCAGAUGAAAGCCCAGGCGCGAGAGGAGAAGAACCACAAGAAGAUGGAGAGGGCUCUGCUGGAGAACGAGAAGAAGAAGAGAGAGGCGGCCGAGAAGGAAAAGGAAAAGAUUGAGAAGGAAAAGGAGGAGUUGAUGGAGAGAUUAAAACAAAUUGAAGAGCAAACUAAAAAAGCCCAACAAGAGCUGGAGGAGCAGACUCGCAGGGCUCUGGAGCUGGACCUGGAGAGGAAGCGGGCUCAGGAGGAGGCUGAGCGGCUGGAGAAGGAGCGAAGGACGGCGGAGGAGGCCAAGAGCGCCCUGCUGCAACAGUCUGAGAACCAGAUGAAGAACCAGGAGCAUCUGGCAACAGAGCUGGCUGAGCUCACCUCCAAGAUCUCCCUGCUGGAGGACGCCAAGCAGAAGAAGGAGGAUGAGGCUACGCAGUGGCAACAGAAGGCCACCAUGGUGCAGGAAGACCUGGAGAAGACCAAGGAGGAGCUGAAGAGCAGGGUGAUGGCGUCCCACGUCCAGGAGGCCGUGCAGGCGGAGGACGAGCACGACGAGAACGACGAGAGCAGCGCCGAGGCCAGCGCUGACUUCGCCUCUGCCGGCACCUACAAGGACCGCAGCGAAGAGGAGCGCAUGACUGAGGCAGACAAGAACGAGCGCGUGCAGAAACACCUGCUGGCACUGAGCUCAGAGCUGGCUAACGCUCGGGACGAGACCAAGAAGACCCAGAACGACCUCAUCCACGCCGACAACGUGCGGGCGGGGAGAGACAAGUACAAGACCCUGAGGCAGAUCCGCUCAGGGAACACCAAGCAGCGUAUUGAUGAGUUUGAGUGUAUGUAACCUGUUCAUGACUCCCCACGGCUACGGCCCUGGACUGGGUCCCAUCAUCUUAGACUGUAGACCUGCCUUUCACGAGCUACAGUGCCUUACACCUACACAAGACAAGUAAAUAUUAUGUGAGGAAAAAGAACAAUACAGCACAUUGUACAGUAAUAUUGAUACACAAAUCAAGUAUUGUCACCAUAGGCGGGAAUUUGGUGGAUGCACCUGUUCUUAAGGGAGAUGUUUUAGCAAUACAAGAACGGUGUUGAGAACACAAAUUGGAUCAUACCCUUUUUAUGCUUUAGAAUUUGGGACCACAGUUGAGAGAGGGUGUUUGAUAGAUUGUAAUGGCGCAAUUUUAAAAUUAAUUCCGCACUCAUCAUCAUUUCUUCAAAUAACUGAAAGGACAGGCAAAUUGUACUAUGUUGUUGUCAAUUUAGGUAUCAUUGUUGAAGAGCAUUGUUUUUGGUUGGAUCAUUUACUGUAAUCUUUUUGGGCAAAGAAACCAUCAAACUGUAUUUAGAAGGACAUCUUUUUGGAAAACCUUUGCAGUAUUAUUAUCACACAUGAUUUUACUAUGUAAGACCACAUUAAACGAGCGCUGGAAUCCCACGUUUCAGAAACACACACACUGACUGGUUAUAGACGAAGGUGUAUCUGCUAUGGCGCAUAGCCAUGCACAGUAGUAGCUCAAAUAAUUAGGAAUUCUUUUUUUAUACAAAUCUUUUGCUAAACUUUUUACAACACAGUAUGUGGCAUUUGAAGCACUAUGAUUAAAAAGCCUGCCUCUUAAGGGCUGUUUUGUAAUUUGGAUUUUUCAAGUUGUGAUCACGUGUAAAAGAUAGUGUUUUAUCUUUCUAUUUUAAAUUAUGAAUGACUGUUAAGUCAGCAGCCAAAAAUGAAAAAGAUAAAUAUAGUCAGGACGCUCCAUUUCCUUUGCAGUUUUUCAGAAGGUCUUUGCUGCUUGAAGUCUUCAUCUGUCAAUAAAAUAGAAGAAACUUCA